This is a messenger RNA of Acanthamoeba castellanii str. Neff, 1191 nucleotides long. RefSeq lists its product as uncharacterized. Lineage: Eukaryota; Discosea; Longamoebia; Acanthamoebidae. The transcript is spliced from 4 exons. The coding region runs from base 1 to 1191 and encodes 396 amino acids. The record is from RefSeq and is a predicted model, not a curated record.
AUGGAAGAGGAGGUUGAGUUCAUCUACGAGAUGCUCCACUCCCACUCGCCAACCUGCGAGCGGGUGUGGCUGCCUAAGGGGCCUCCCAAAUUCGCCCAGCCCCGCGAUGGGGUGGCGGCGCUCAAGCAGCGCUUGGGGCAUGAACGUGUGUCGAUUAUCAACCCCUUCACCCUCACCCAAGAGAGGCAGACCACGUGCUCUGGCCUCUACUACGCCUACAUUCACCCCGAGGGCAGCUCGCCACCAGCUCUAUGGGAGAUGCUGCUGCGCGGUGCUCACGUGAUGGCCACGGAGCGCAACUCGCCAGAGACGGCCAAGCGCCUGUACAAGAGGGUGGUUGACCUGCAACAGAAGUCAGACAAUGCCGACUUCCUCUACUCCCUCUAUCGCCACCUGCAGACGGUUCCGUCGCUGGACCUGGACCGCGAUUUCCAUGACGUCGUCACCCGAUGCCGCUCGUUCGACAUCAUCGACCAGGCCUUCCGCCAACGCCGCGCCCAGCGACAGGCCCGGCUGCUGGCCUGGUCUGCGCCUCCACCGCCGACAGCAUCGGGGAGUGGGAGUGGUAUGUCGCUGCUCGACCUCCUGCGGAUGCUGCCGCCGCCCUUCACCCCGGCCGACCUCCUGCCCCUCGGCUCGCUCGUGGCGAUGGCCCGGACCAGCAGGGAGUGGUACGCCUACGUCGCGGGCAGCCAGCUGCCGCUGCUACAGCGACGCGCAAUGAACGACGAGGCCCUCGCCCCGAUGAAGUGGAGCUACUCUCACAGCUACGAGGGACCAACCGAAGACGUGUGGGCCACCUGCUCGCUCACCUACUCUUCUUCUCUCUCGACGGCAUCGACAUCGACAACCAACUCUGAGGCGUCGUCGCUGUUCCCGAUCAUCGAGUGCCCUCCGCUGCUGAGCCCAGCCGCCGCGGUGGAGGCGCUGCUGGGGAGCUGGAGGUUGUCAACAAUCUUCGACCCGGCGUGCCCCUCUGACACCAUCAAGCGUUGCUUGCGGCUGCUGAGCGGAACGGCGGUAGCAGCGGCCACCUACAGCAAGAAGGAGAUUGGCUUCCCAACGCAGUCCGAUAACCACAUGAUUUGUCUCUACCUGCCGGCAGAUGACGCUACCGACGCGAGUCCGAGUGCCGGGAUGGAAGUAGUGUGCGAGGUGGGGUGGGGAGUGCACACUCCCUACUGGUAUUAA